Molecule: messenger RNA, 11693 nt
Organism: Cyprinodon variegatus (sheepshead minnow)
Lineage: Eukaryota; Metazoa; Chordata; Actinopteri; Cyprinodontiformes; Cyprinodontidae
Gene: camta1a
Product: calmodulin-binding transcription activator 1-like
Exons: 24
Coding region: 84-5564 (1826 amino acids)
Biological process (GO): regulation of transcription by RNA polymerase II
Cellular component (GO): nucleus
Molecular function (GO): double-stranded DNA binding; protein binding; transcription coregulator activity
Source: RefSeq, a predicted model, not a curated record
CCCUCCUCGUGCUGUCCUCGCCGUGCACGCGCGUGGUACCCACGGUCGUGAGGAAGGAGGAGGAUGUUGCGCGUGAAGGGGAAAUGGCUGCCGAAAACAAGCCGGAAGGACUGAAGAAAGUUCGUAAUCCGGAUCGAAUGUACAGAUCAGCAGUGUGUUAUGCUGGCCAUGGUCCACCUAAGAGUAUCAGUGAUGACACAGAGACGAACAAUGAACAUGGACAUUUGAAAAUAUACCUGCCCAAGAAGCUACUUGAAUGUCUACCAAAAUGCACGUCGCUGCCGAAGGAGAGGCACCGGUGGAACACUAAUGAGGAGAUUGCAGCUUACUUGAUAACAUUUGAAAAGCAUGAAGAGUGGCUAACGACAUCCCCUAAAACAAGGCCACAGAAUGGGUCGAUGAUACUGUACAACAGGAAGAAGGUGAAGUAUAGAAAGGAUGGCUACUGCUGGAAGAAGAGGAAAGAUGGGAAGACCACACGAGAGGAUCACAUGAAGCUGAAAGUGCAGGGAGUUGAGUGUCUGUAUGGCUGCUACGUCCACUCCUCUAUCAUCCCCACAUUCCACCGCAGGUGCUACUGGCUGCUCCAGAACCCAGACAUCGUGCUUGUCCACUAUUUGAAUGUUCCAGCCAUCGAGGAUUGUGGGAAACCAUGCGGACCGAUCCUGUGUUCCAUCAAUACAGACAAGAAAGAAUGGGCCAAAUGGACCAAAGAAGAGCUGAUUGGACAGCUAAAGCCCAUGUUUCAUGGCAUCAAGUGGACUUGCAGCAAUGGGAACAGCAGCUCUGGCUUCUCAGUGGAGCAGCUAGUACAACAGAUUCUGGACAGCCACCAAACUAAGCCACCUCCCCGGACUCACAACUGCCUCUGCACGGGUACCCUGGGUGCAGGGAGCAGUGUACACCACAAAUGCAACAGCGCCAAACAUCGUAUCAUCUCCCCCAAGGUGGACCCCCGUUCUGGCUAUAGCAGUGGACACUCUGAGGUUCAAAACAAUGAUGUUUCUGAAGGGAAGACCGAACACAGUGCCCAUGGUGGAGGGAAAUCCGGAGGGGGCACUGCCAGGGAGAAACGCAAUGGCAAGGUCCACAAGCCUGUCCUCCUGCACCAAAACAGCACAGAAGUGUCAUCCACCAACCAGGUGGAAGUCCCUGACACUACGCAGAACUCCCCAGUGUCCAUCAGCAGCGGCCUCAACAGUGAUCCGGAUAUGGCUGACAGCCCUGUUGUGACAGGAAUGAGCCAUGUUCCCUCUGUCAUGUCUGGACUGUCUCAGAGUGUCUUCAUGUCUGAGGUUACUGGAGAACCUGUCUAUAGCAUGUCUCCAGCUGGGGGUCCAAAUGCUCAUCUGAUGGGUGCAGAUGCCACUUCACAAGGGUUGGUUUUGUCCAUGACUGCUGAUCGACACAAAUUUGCCUUCCCUGGAGGAGGAGGAGUAGGGGAACCUGGGACUACCACUGCAGGGGACAGUCUGUCUAUGUUGUCCACAGCUGGUGUUUCUGAAGAACUGGUGCUAACCAGCAGUCUCGAUACUGGAAACAUCAAGAUUCCAGAGACUAAUAUGAACUUUGAUCCCGACUGCUUCUUGAACAACCCCAAACAGGGUCAGACCUAUGGGGGCAGUGCUCUGAAGACAGAGGGUAACUCGUCCUCAACAUCCUCUUCCUCCAAUGGCAGCAGUAGCACCAAUGGGAGUCUCCAGCGCUCCCCGAACAUGUCAGACAAUAGCUACCCCUUCAAUUCAGCUCUCGUUAAAAACAUCAAGACAGAAGACACCUCAUUUGAGCAGCAGAUGAAAGAAAGUGGUUAUCAGGUCGGAGGAGUAGUGAACUGUGGUGGUGGUGUGUCAUCUGGUACUGGAUCAGGUCAGGGCAGUCUUAGUCUGACACCAACAGGCACGCUGCUUCCUUCAGGAGGGGGACUCAGUCCUAGCACCACUUUGGAGCAGAUGGAUUUCAGUGCCAUUGAUGCCAAGCAAGAAUAUACUUCUAGUGCUACCCCAGUAAGCUAUGGUCAGGCAAUUCCUAGUCCACAUAUGCAACACCAGAAUCGUUCGCCUAGCUUCUUCCUUCAGGAGGCUUCUCAAACCAACCAAGCGCAGCAGGGCAGGUCCAGCAUUAGCCAGAAAUCACAUCUGAUGGAGCACAACACCCAUGACUCUGGAGCUUAUAUGGGGCUGCAAGUGGUAAAGACUGACUCCCCUGGUAGCAGUGGCCACCUUCAUCAUCACCACCAGAACCAGACACAGCACAGGGCAAAUUGCAAUGGAGGUUCACCCACAGAAGGGUCCGGCCAAGCAAGUUCUCUACAGCUGCUUCAGUACCAGGGGCCCUUUCCUGGACUAGGAUCAGAACAUGAAGAGGUUGUUGGUUUAGAGCAAUCUGGUAAUGUGAAUUCAGCUCAGACUGGAGCCACUGAAAAUGGAGGCGAGAACCUCCUUAAGCCAGGGGAUCACAUUCAAGCAUGUGGCACAGGAAACAGAGAAGGAGGGAGAUCGGAGCACUACCUGCAACAGGCUUCAGAUGGUGCCACUGGAGGGGCUGGAGCCACAGGUGAAGGAGUAACGAUGCAUAAUGGAAAUAGUGAUGGCUCCAACCGCACCCAGCAGCUACAGCCUCUCCUCCAUGGCACAAGUAUGGUGCAAGGACUCUACAAUGCAGUGGGGGCUCAUCAAGGUCUGAGUGCAGCAACUAAUAAUGGAGGAACAGGUGGAAGUGGCAUGGAGAUCAGUCUGGACCACUUUGACAUAUCGUUUGGUAACCAGUUUUCUGACCUUAUCAAUGACUUCAUCUCAGUGGAUGGUAGUGGAACAGCCAUGGCUGCUGGCAGUGCCCUGUAUGCUCACCAGUUAGCCACAUCUCACAACACUGAAAAUCAGAACACAGCAAGUGGGCCCACACAGGAGGAUGGAGGAGCCAGAGGCUCAGGCUACAGCCCUUCAGAGCUCUGCCUUCAACCUUGUUGUAGCCCUCAGUCUCUAAGUGGAGGUGUAGGAGCAGGGGGCAACACUGGAGAAGCUGGAUCAUUGUCCUACAUGAAUGUUGCAGAGGUUGUUUCUGCAGCUGUUGCUCAUGGGGCUUUGGGAAUGUUGCAGGCCACUGGCCGCCUCUUCAUGGUCACUGACUACUCCCCAGAGUGGUCUUACCCUGAGGGUGGAGUGAAGGUGCUGAUCACUGGUCCCUGGCAGGAAGCCAGCUCAAAUUACAGCUGCUUGUUUGACCAGAUCUCGGUUCCUGCUUCUCUCAUCCAGCCAGGAGUGCUGCGUUGCUACUGCCCAGCUCAUGAUACAGGUCUGGUGACGCUACAGGUGGCCAUCAGUAAUCAGAUUAUCUCCAAUUCUGUGGUAUUUGAGUACAAGGCUCGGGCUCUCCCAUCACUGCCAUCCUCUCAGCAUGACUGGCUUUCUCUGGAUGACAACCAGUUCAGAAUGUCAAUCCUGGAGCGCUUGGAGCAGAUGGAGAGGAGGAUGGCAGAGAUGGCCAGCCAGCAGCAGACGAGCAGUGCAGGGAGUGGCGGAGCAGGAGGAGGAACAGGAGGUGGAGGUGGGGGAGGAACGGGUGGAGGCAGUGGAGGAGGGGGUGGAGGAGGGAACAACAAUCAGUCACAGUGUGCAUCUGGCCAGAUGCAGGCCAGCAGCUCCUUUGAGAGUCGUGUUGUAGUGGUCUGUGAAAAGAUGAUGAGCAGAGCUUGCUGGGCCAAGUCCAAACAUUUAAUCCACUCUAAGACCUUCAGAGGGAUGACACUCCUUCACCUGGCUGCUGGCCAGGGCUACGCCACCCUCAUCCAGACACUCAUCAAGUGGCGUACUAAACAUGCUGAUAGUAUUGACUUGGAGCUGGAAGUGGACCCUCUAAAUGUUGAUCACUUUUCAUGCACACCUCUGAUGUGGGCAUGUGCACUUGGUCAUCUAGAGGCAGCAGUAGUCCUAUAUAAAUGGGACAGAAGGGCCCUUGCCAUACCAGAUUCUUUGGGUCGUCUGCCUCUGUCAAUUGCUCGUUCUCGAGGCCAUACCAAGCUGGCUGAGUGUCUUGAGCAACUGCAGAGGGAAGAGCAGCAACCACCAGCCUCUCUGCCGGCCACAACUCGCAUGUCUUUCUCCCCCACCCCUGAUGCGCCCACCUCCGACAGCUGGAUGGUCAGCUGGGCAAACGACAGCAUAGUAGCACCCAGUGGCAAGAAAGGAGGCCCUGCUAACACAAUAACCACACCCAGCACCACCAGCACCAAUCCAGAUUUAAGAAGGCCAAGAUCAGAGCCUUCUAACUGCUACAGCAGUGAUGGCCAAAGAGACCUCCCAUUAGCUAAGAAGCAUAAACCCAACCCUGAAUUAUUUCACAAUCGGCCCGACAAGCCCAUGUCUGUCCCUCUGAGCCUGGAGCAGCAACAGCUCCAUAAACUGUCCUCCAUCACAAAGAGUGUGUCCUCAGAAGGCCUGAGUGCAGACAAAGGUCUACCAACAGGAGGCAGCACUGGGACCACCAGAUGGACGUCCAGAGAGAACUUCUCCCACAGCAGCCUGGGGAAGAAGGCUGUGGGGAUCAGUGGGGGCACCAGUCUAGGAAAAGAGAAACUGGUUAACAGACUACGGCAGCGAGAGCAGCUUGGCAUGCUGGUUAUGGCGGACAGAGAAAUGGCAGAUUCAGAACUUCUAUCAUAUCGAGAGGAUCUGGAAAACCAGGACUGUCUCACUCAGAUGGAUAACCUGCAGGUAAAUAUGAUAACUCUGGCAGAGCAGAUCAUUGAAGCAACACCAGAGAGAAUCAAAAGGGAGAACUUCAGCACUGCAGACUCUGGGCCCUUAGACACAUCAGCAGUCAGCACCACCAUGAACUGGCUAGCCAGCUACCUGGGAGAUGUAGAACAGCUGCCAAGCAUCAUACACCUACGAUCUCUGUACAAUGAACCUCUGACACCAUCAUCUAACCCUAACCUGAGUCCUCGGGGAUCUCCGCUUAGAGAGGGUCCAUUGGAGAGGUCUGCUGUUCCUUCUCCGUCUGACUGGAGUGAGUUCAUCAACGCCUCCAACAGUAAAGUGGAGCGAGACCUGGCCCAGCUGACUCUGUCAGAUCCGGAGCAGAGAGAGCUUUACGAGGCUGCCCGAUUGGUCCAAACUGCCUUCCGCAAGUACAAGGGACGGCCGCUCCGAGAGCAACAGGAAGUAGCUGCUGCUGUUAUACAACGUUGCUACAAGAAAUACAAACAGCUAACAUGGAUAGCCCUAAAGUAUGCACUUUAUAAGAAGAUGACGCAGGCCGCCAUCCUUAUCCAGAGUAAAUUUCGCAGCUACCACGAACAGAAGAAGUUCCAGCAGAGCAGGAGGGCGGCUGUGCUAAUUCAGCAAUACUACCGCAGCUACAAGGAGUUUGGCAAGCUGAAGCCCCAUCACCGUGGGGCCGCUGCUGCCCUGGUACAGCACAAACUGAGAGGGAGUCUGCUCACGAAGAGGCAGGAUCAGGCUGCCAGGAAGAUUAUGAGGUUCCUACGACGCUGCCGCCACAGCCCCUUGAUGGACCAUAGACUGUUCAAGCGGGGUGAAAGAAUUGAAAAAGGCCAGGGAACAUGAGACGCCUCAGAAGAGCUCCCUUGCGAUGUGACAUCACUCCCCCUGCCUCCUCUUUUCUUUUUUGUUUGUACCUGAGACAUUUUACAAGAGAACAGAACAAGAAAAGGAAAAAAAAAAGAAAAACAUCAGUUCAAGCACUGCUGUUAUUAUUACUACUAAAGCAGUGUUACAGGUUCGACUACUAUUACAUUGUACAACAGCAAUUUUUCUUUUUCAACAUGUGUAUUCUUUCCACUGACUUGGGGACUUCUGCAGAAUUAUAAACUGAAAGAACAGGGGCAACGGGUGCAGAACAUUGGCUUCAUGGCAUUUUUUGCACUUUUCCAUGGACUGGUUUUCUGUGUUUUGUUUUGUUUUUUUUUAAGCUAGGAAGAAGUUUUGGACAGCGAUGAGAGAUGACGGAGGACAGGUGGUCGGUCAAACAAGAGGACCUCAAAAGAUGAAAGUUAGGGCUGUUGCAGCAAAUCUUUAAGGACAAGGAGACCAUGCAGAAACACUCUGGGCUCUUACUGUAUUUCAUCUUAUUUUUUUAGUUUUUUUAUGGCCACACAUCACUCAAAGACAGAUUUUUUUACCAUACUGACAUGUCUAUUUUAACCCACUGCUGGCAAUUUAACAAUAUCCGUUAUAGCUUAGCGUUCUUUCCAGUCCUGCUUUACUCUACCCGUCCAGUCUGCCCAUCCGGGUGGAGCUACAAUUGAAUGUAGUGGGGUUUAAACAUUCAUACUGAAGAUGAUUGGGGAUUAAAAACAUUUUCUUUUAAAAAGAUACUAUGCUUUAUUGUAUAUAUAUAGUCCCUUUAUUACUUGAAUUUGUUUCAUAUUGUCCAAUGUAUUCCUUCCAUCAUGUCUAAUGUAUUGGUGAGCUGUAUCUUCAGGCUAUAUGUUGUUAAAACCUACCAAGAAAAUAAUGCAUGACUUCUAGACAAAAAAAGUCUUUGCUUGUGUGAUUAUAGUCUAGUCUUUUGGUCUUUCUUCUGUUUAUCCUUUUUUUUCUACCCUCAUAAGAGCCAUUCUUAUUUCUGCAAUUAAUCUCUAUGUUCUCCCAGGUAACUUGUUUGUUUCAUGUUUGUCUCUCUACAUGAGGAAAGCACCUCCUUAUUCUGUGUUGUAACCCGUUUGGCCAUGCAGGUUAUCAUUGUUCUUUUAAGUUGAACUCCGGAGCCUCUGCAGGCUUUAGAGGGGAAGAUCACAUACAUUGCCUUGACAUCUUAGAGAUUCCCUGUGGGGUCCCUAAGUUUGUCCCAAAAUAGGGGUUUGACAAAUCCAUAUUUUUUGACAAUUGAGUGAUUUUCUGUAUAUAAAAGAAGGCUGCAAGUAUGUAGGGGAAAAAAUAAACAUGUUCCCUUACAGGGAUUGUAUUUUAGAAAUAUAUUAUUUUAUUCAUUAAAAAUGGGUCAAAAACAGGUACAAGACAAAAACAGAAUAUUUGUAUAGUUUUGUUUGAAUGCUGAAGAAGUAUGGUUCUAUUGUUUGUAUAUAGUGUAAAUAUCUGGGAUAAAGAUGAGCUAAGUGCAUGAAAAUUAUGAACAGAGCUAAAAGGGGGGAGGAAACUAAAGCAGUAGUGGCUAUGCUCUGUAAAAUUAAAAACUAUUUCACUAUUAGAGUAUUUUAAUUUAUUUUGAUUGUUCCGGAGACAAACAUUUUGCUAAAGCAUGAUAUUAUUGCAUAUGAAAAAGUAAAAAAAAAAUAAUGUAUUUAGUGUUAGGAGAGGUCUUUAAAAGUUAUCUUAAACCCACUAUAGUUACUUUCAUUUUUUUUUCAUAAUCUGUUAAGUUUAGGCUCCCAAGAAACUUUUGCCAACGGUGCCAAGGUUUACGAUUGCUAUGAAGCUUAAGAAUUUAUUUAAGUUCAUUUUUGCAGAACAGAUAAUCAUACAGUGAAAUACACUCUAAGGAAUGAAAACCAUAAUAUCACAACUGGCUGAGGAUUGAAGAAACAAGAACUUGCAAAGGGACUCAUUUUCAAACGGAGGGCCUUUUAGUUUAGUAAGUUUAAUGCUUUUCUGCCAUCUGUAUAUGUAGAGCAUUUGUUCAUCUCCUAAUAUACCAUAUCAAAUACGUAUGUACUUCAUUUUCAUCAGUUAAAAAAAGAAUGUGAUGAUUAUUGCGGUAUCGUGUUCGAACUUAAAGAUUGUAAAUGGAAGCCUUGUUUAUUUUGAUCCCAAAAACCAAUCCCGGCGGUAUUGCUCCCUAUCACUCAACCAGAUAGAAUUCAUCAUCUCAGCUGUGCAAGCUGGUGCACCAAGCCUUGAUUCAAAACUCAUAGAUUGACAUUCAUAAAAUUAUGGCAGUAUUUAUUAGGAUUGACAUGAUGCAUAGCAUGUGUGUAAAAGAUUUUAUUUAUUUUUUUUCCAGUAAUGUUUGGCAAAAUCAUAUCUGGUAUUCUGCAGUGUGAUUUUGGUCUCUGUGAUGUUAAAAAUAAAUUGGGACCAUGAUGAAUAUAAUUUCCAAUGUUCAAUAUUAUGCACAUUGUGCCGAAUUGAAUGCUGAAACAGAAUCAAAAGUCAAUUUGAGUUCAUAUUUGCCCAUUCUUUCAGAUUCAGGCCAGAGCUCCAUCUAGGAAAUCUUAAGAAAAGGCAUCCAGUCUUUUUACAGUACUGUACUUUCAGUGAUGUGUAAGGUUGUUUUUGUGCAACUCAUACAAUUUGUAAAUCAGGUAAAGAAAUUCUUUUUGUUCUUCUCAUUAUACGGUACUAAUAUUCUUACAGAGGGUUUUAAGAAGAUUUUAACCAGGACUGACUGCUUUAUUUGAAAGAAAAGAUUGUUUAACAAUCCUUAGUCCAAAAAUAAAGAGAAUCGAUUCAAGGUCUAUUUAAGCUUUUAUGCAUGUAGAAGUCAGCAGGUUCCUGUUUGAAAUUCCAUAAGUUUAUUCAAUAUUCCUGUAGGUCUCUUGGAGGCCCAUGAUUAUUUGAAGCCUUGAAAAAACCUAUCAGAGUGAAAUGACAGUUCCUCCCUUUUUGAUCACUGCCCUCAUAGUGCCAUUUUUUAUACUCAGCUGUGCUCAAAUUAUUCAUACCAGUGACAGAUUAGGUGAAAAGUAAUCUUCUAAGUUUUAAUAACAUGCUUCUUAUAACUGGAAGUAAUAAAUCAUCAGGCAACCAGUAAAACAUGCAAAAAGCUGAUCCGCUGUAAUAUGAUCUAUCUGAUAUUCAAAAUAAAGAGUAAUCAACUAACCUAACAGUUUGUGGGAGGAAUUUGGAGUAUCAGGAGAGAAUCCAUGCAUGCUUGGGCUAAAGAUGCAGAUAACAUCCAGAAAAUCCCAAACCUAUAGCUAAAAGCGCCCUAAUAUUGCUGCAGUAUAACAUUGCUAACAAGCUUGGCAUUGCAUGGGCAGCCUACACUUAAAACACUGUAAGAUGCUACGAAUUAUUUUUAAUAUUACCCUACUUGAUAAAUUUAUACAAUGGGAUAAUUUCAACGGGAACAUCUCAAUAUUUUUUUGUUUUGUUUUACCUUUCUGCAAAUCGUGGCCUUUGCUAAAAGACAAAGGUAGCCAAAAUGUUACAGAAGUCCUUUACUUUAGGUUAAUUCGAUUACCUAGAACCCAUGGCGUAUGUUAUUUCAAGGUUACAAGGAUCCAGACCCAGGUGUUAGAUCUUGUUUUACUCAUGAUGUCAGAUUUUGUUGUUUUUCAGUUGAAUGUUACUGGAUAUGAGUCACGUUAGAGGUGGGAAAAGAUUAGAAAUUAUAUAGCAUGGUCAAAAUCUUUCACGUCACUCCACCCUGACAUUUUAACUGGUUUGUAAAAUGUAUGAUCCACUGUAUAAAAAAAAUAUAUAUAUAUAUUAAAAAAGACACAACAAAAACACUAGAGUUGAAUGACCGGUGGUGAAUGGUACAUGAAUGUGUUUUUCUGAAUGCACACCUGCAAAAUAAACUGUUGAAGGUGCUCAUUUAAUACUAGGGCAGCACUGGAAGAUCCCAUACAUGUCCAUGAAAAGUCAAUAAGCUAAAAUGACUGUAAAAUAUUGUGUGUAAAUUAUAGCAGUUGUGUAUCUUACACUGGACAAUAUCAAAACAACAUGGGGUGCUUAGAAAAAAAGGAACUUUUGGGUGCCUAUUGGCUGCUGUCUAAUUCUUAUUUCAUGAAAUAGUUCUGCCAGAAAGUGUACUCUGUAUCCAAACAUGUGAAAAUUCAGCCAAGUGCCACAGAAAACCUGAUUUUCAUUUAUUUAUAUAUUUAUUUAAGUAUGUAUUUAUUUUUUAUUUAUUUUUUUAGGAUAGGUAGAUAGCUAGAUAUCUUUGAUUUUAUGUCCUGGAUGGACUGGAUGUUGUAUUUUUAUUUUCCAAGUCACCUGGUGCGUUUACCUUAUUUGCAGUGUUUAUGUAGAAAGUGCCUAUUCAUGUCCUCUUAACACCAGUUGCAGAAUGCAUUCAGUGUACCUGAGGGAGUAUGUGACACGAUCACCAACAUUGUACCUUUACACUCACUCCCCUGCACAUUAGAAUUAGAGCUCUCCAGCCUGUCCAUGCUAUUUCUUUAUUUUCAUUUUCCCUGCUUCUUCCAUUUUCUACUGUAACAGCUUGACUUUUUUAGCUUCACCAUGAUCAGGGUUUGCUGCCUUGCGCUCAUCAUCUAGCUUGUGGUUAGAAUGCAUAGCCAAUGCUAUGUUUGGGGACAAAGUGGGAGAUGGAUUUUUAAUGUUUGCAUGGUAAACUAGUUAACUGGGUGACAGAGCUGUAACUAUAGCAUGCUUAUUUUUUUUGGACUGAUGGUCAGAUAGACUUGUUGGAGACAUGAUGUUUGCAAAACAGUUAGCAGCUGGUUUAGAGCAUCACAGAAGGGAGACUGUGACUGAAGGAGGGGGGAACCUGCAAAUUAAGGCAAUGAUCAGUACUCUGUAGCUACUGAUGUUUUUGUGAGCAUGAGGACACAGUUAUAUUUCACAACAAGUUUCUUAAAUGUUUCCUUUGCUUUUUAUUCUUCAUUUUUACUGAGUCAGUGUACCACCAAAUUCACUUUUAGGAUAAAUGGAAACGUAAGCAUUUAGUGUUGGUUAACCUCCCUUUUGUAUUUUACUCAGGGUGCCAAAAUGGGGAGGAGGAAACAUAGCAGGACAUAUGUUUUACAUCAGAAGAAGCUGAAAAAAACUAAAUAAAGUAAAUGGAAAUAAUGAUUUCCUUAAAAAAAAUCCUGAAAGUGAAUUAAUCAAAUGAAUUUCCUCUCAGUGACCUUAAAUAGGUGGAAACCUGAAAUAGAGUCUAUUCGUAUGCGGCUCUUUGAAUUGAAUGAUUUGUUUUCUUAAAAAGAUGCACUCUUCUUUAUGUCUUUCAUUUAUAUAAGCGCAAAAUCUAGAGGGUAUUAAAUAAUUAAAGUCAUACAAUGACAACUGCAACUAUAAAUCUUGUUUUUACUGCCAUUUCUCAGUGAGACAAUAGGCACACUUGUUUAACAUUUAUCAGUUUUAAGAUGUUCUGCGAAUUGACCUGAGAAUCUGCCUUUCCUCCUCUUCUUUUUUUCCAAAGCACCCAAACCACAGAAAGGUAGGCACAUUGGGGCAACAGAACAGAAACCACUUUUGCAGAAUGAUCCACGUGUAGAAAUGGAGCAAUAAAGAAACUAAUUUGUGGAGCCCUACAGGCCUAGCAAAGUUUAAAAUGACGGGGACACGUGUUGUUAACUUACUCUUUAUGCAAAUGCCAGUAUUGCAAGACAAGCAUUCAGUAGUUUAUUGACAGCAAUUAUAUGGCACCCUUUACGGAAUUGCACGUUUUCAUCAAUUUCAAACUGAAGAGAAGAAAAAAAGGCCCUGCUUUGAUAGAAAGUCUUGGGUCCUCGACACUUUGCAUGUGAACUAGUGUUAGAUCUCUUUUCCUCUCCUCUAUAGCUGUCUUUCUCUCUGUCUUUCCCUGUUAUGUGAUCCAAGUUUUCUCUGCUCCCCACCCUUAAAAAAUGUCCAUCUGCUCUCAGUUCUCCUAAUGUGUUACGCUUUCCUCCUUUUUCUCCCCUUUUCUUGUUUGUAAGUUUUAUUUUUGUAAUUGUGCAUGUACAAGCGUCACUGACUCAAUGGAUAUGUUUAAAAAAAAUGAGAUUUCUGCUGCUGAAGCCAUGCAAAACAUUUUGAAUUGCCCUUAAAAUAUGGAAGAUGUUUUCUGAAUGCUUUAUAUUCUUUCUGCUGUAAAAUAAU